AUGCCGCUCUCCCCCAGACUCCCCCGGUCUCCACUCCUCCUGCAACUUGCUCCGUGGCUUUGGCGAUCGAUUUUCACAUUCACCACGCCCAUCCUCAAGGGUUGUACGUACUCACCCUCUGUGGGAGAGGUCUGCAUCUACUACACCAUCUCGUGUGGCAGUAGACAGGCGCAGACGAGAGUCGUGCGCAUCGAGGCAGCCAUCUGGAGGCGCGCAGAAGAGACACAACAGACACGCGUUGCCUUGGAUAGGGUUCCAUUAGCCGACACGGAAGAUAACACCAUCGAGCAGCAGCGGACGGACUCCCGCUAUUGCGGACCUCGUCGCCAUGCCGCCCUGCGCUCGGUGUACGCCUCCUGGAGGCCGCUCAACAGGACACAUUGCGAAGGCCAAACGCCAACGUUGCACCGCGUCCGAAACCAUACAGGUCUGCUCUAUUGCGUCGGAAGUGGUGAUGUGCUAGUACUUGUGAGAAGGGCUGGUAUGCCAAUACCCGACGGACAAGCCAUGGCUUGCGCUCUCACAUGUGACGAGUCUUCUCGUAAAUGCGACCUACACCGGACCUGGCUCAAAGACUAUAGCUGGCGAGGUGGUUCGCGCGCCGCCUCAGCUGCGACAGGGAGGAAAAGACUGGCAGUUUACAUGUGCCUUGACUCACUGGUGAAUCCGACAACAAGUGGGCGGCCGGAGUUGUCGUCGUCCGAGGAAAGGGACGGAAAGGAACCGCAACGCAAUCUGGCAGUCCGAGUUGUGCAGAAACACUUUUUGGUGGCUGCUGCUGCUGCUCGCUCGGCGCACAAACCAAAGAAGCUGAUUUUUGAUGAGUCGGAGGAGUUUACGAGUUGCGUUCCUGGCCCAACAGUAUCUCGCCACCCAACUACCGAGCCCACCACCCCUUGGUGGCCGAAAAUGGGAUACGGCAAGGGCAAAAAGCAACCAUCCCCAGAAAGCUAA
Messenger RNA from Colletotrichum godetiae, 954 nucleotides. RefSeq lists its product as uncharacterized. The record is from RefSeq and is a predicted model, not a curated record. Lineage: Eukaryota; Fungi; Ascomycota; Sordariomycetes; Glomerellales; Glomerellaceae. The transcript is spliced from 3 exons. Bases 1 to 954 code for a protein of 317 amino acids.